This is a messenger RNA of Suillus subalutaceus, 1059 nucleotides long. RefSeq lists its product as uncharacterized. Bases 257 to 772 code for a protein of 171 amino acids. The transcript is spliced from 3 exons. NCBI's taxonomy places the organism in Eukaryota, Fungi, Basidiomycota, Agaricomycetes, Boletales, Suillaceae. The record is from RefSeq and is a predicted model, not a curated record.
ACGCAGGCAGGCAGUGCAAUGAGCCUUAAGAUCAGCGACCUGUGCAACUGCAGGGAUCGAGAACUCAAAAAUCCUAUUUCAGCGGUCGGCGCCUUCCACUUGGUCUUGGUCUUGCCACCAAACCAUGGUAUAAAGGCGCAAUCCUGUGCGGGGUAACGUCUGUACAUUCCCUAAAUCAUACUCCUCCCCGAAGCAUUUGACUUAUAUUUCGCUCAUUCGGCCAUCUCACUUAGUCACUUGACCUCUAGCAAACGUUAUGCACAGUAAUCAUGAUAGCGUUGGCUCCCUCGGUGCAGAGGAUCAAUUAAUUUCUCUGCGAAGGCAGAUUAAUGAAAUAAAGGAGCACAUCGACUUGCUCAUGCUGCAAAGUGCCAUCAUACGGGAGCGAAGGUGCCUCUUUCAGCAUCAACAAGAUAUCACACCGCUUGUGAUAACGGAACAACUGGAUUCUACGUCCGCGGAAAUCAGCUCUGUCGAUAUCCUUGACAUAAAGCCUGAGACUAGUCAGGAUUCUACUGUAUCAGGUCCAUCUUUGGCAUUGAAGGGCGCAGCCGACUUCCCGGCAUCUCGCCCCCGAUCAAAAUCAAUUGUGAAGACUAUCCCUCCUGACAAUACCGUUGCCCUUCAACUACCCACACAAUCUCAGCGCAGCACGUCUAAGCUGGGCGCCAUACCUCGCAGAUCUAAGCCAGGACGUCGUGAAUUCCAGGGAAGGUCUGCACGGCAUGAACCUCCUGCUUUGUUUCAGGGGUGGGCGGAUGCCUUAUGUUAAGAAAGUGAUCCGUCAGAGCACCUGAGCCGGUACUACUUCAAUAUAUCAUACUUGUCAUUGUACGUCACUUACCUAGUUACGAUUAUUUUUUCCUUCUUGCUACUUAAGACAGCUGAACUCUGUCGUCGCGCCUCAGUCUCUCUUACCAUUGACUGAGGUGCGUAUAUUUCCUAUUCUACGGUACAUGGUGUUUACUAGCUUAUCUCUAGGCUCGCGCUACUUCAGCUCUUACCUUUUGACACCUUAGUUUGAAUGAUCGAUAUUAAUAUUGAUGACAUUGAAUACGC